AUGGCUCAAUCCGAGCUCGAAUCCAUCGCCUUCUCUUCCCCGUCAUCCACAACUUCCUCUCUUCCUUCGGCGAUGUCGACUGAGGGCUACACGCACGACGACCUUUUCUACUUCCACUCGGUCGUAUUUCUGGCUGGUACUAAACUUUUCAAAGUCCCUCGCGCCUCCCCGAACCCCGUCCGUCUCGAGGCGGACGUGACUGCCGCGGACUUCCGUAGUCUCUUGAAGGCCACGUUCCCACCGCCGGGAAAGUUAGCCGCGGCUCUCACUCUCGACGAGUGGAUGGGCGUGCUCAAGCUGGCGAAGAAAUGGAAUCUCGAGAGCAUGAAGGACAAGGCUGUCGACGGAGCUGAUGAGGAGAUACAGAGCAUGCCCGUAAUCGACAAGAUCCUCUUCGCCCAGAAGUAUGGCGUCGACAAGUGGCUGAAAGAGGGCUAUUGCUCUCUUGCACGUCGCGAAGAUCCCAUUACGCCAGAGGAGCGGGUGAAGCUCGGCUGGGAAACGUAUGGACGCCUCAUGAACGUUCGCGAGCAAGGUCGCCUAUCUUCCCUAGACAGUCCCCUUCCACACGAACAGACCCUGGAGCCUUGCAAGGCGUGCGGCCACAGUCAUGUUCCGUUCUGUAAUGCAAACACGAACGGCAAGGUGAACGGCGACAUGCGACAAUGCUCUUGGUGUAGCGGCGCUUUUCAUUCCAUCGGCUGCAGCACAGGUAUAUGGAAGAACCGCAUGCUUGAUCGUUGGGCUACUGUCGACUUUGAAGUAGCUGUUGAGAAGGAGUUCGGAGGGUUAUGA
Peniophora sp. CBMAI 1063 is the source of this 795-nucleotide messenger RNA. NCBI's taxonomy places the organism in Eukaryota, Fungi, Basidiomycota, Agaricomycetes, Russulales, Peniophoraceae. The record is from the annotation of a GenBank genome assembly.